Molecule: messenger RNA, 1536 nt
Organism: Penicillium alfredii
Lineage: Eukaryota; Fungi; Ascomycota; Eurotiomycetes; Eurotiales; Aspergillaceae
Exons: 4
Coding region: 1-1536 (511 amino acids)
Source: RefSeq, a predicted model, not a curated record
AUGAAAGAAGAAACUCCUCGCGACACGUCCGAGGAUUUGGGCGACGAAAAUCAAGGAUCCAAAACUGGAGGCAACCCGGCCCUCAAGGACCGCAAAUGCCAGUACUGCCAACAGGCGUUUACCUCCUCCUCCCUCGGUCGACACCUCGAUCAAUUUCUCUUCAAAAAGAAACCCGACGGGGUUCACGAUGUCGAGGAGAUUCGGCGCAUCCGCAGCGAGUCUGCGUUCAAGCCGCGAGACCCCUCGGUGCGCAUGAUGUUUAAUACGCCCACCUGGCAUGCGACUGGGGUCAUCAACGACAUCCCCAACCCGAGUCGCGCAUUGGACGGACCUCGACAGCCACCAUCGCAGUCCCGGACAGCAUCGCUGCAACUGCCCGACUAUGCAAGCAGGGGCGCCACCGCCAAUAACCCGGAUACGAUGAAGGCGCUGGAGCUUGCAUUGCGAGAGGUGCUCGACAACAUCAAGGCUGCCACAUCGCGCGCAUGUCCUCCGCUGUCGCCAUUUGACAUCGAUAUCCAAGCUCAGACGUUUCCUUCACUCUGCCUACAGCUCCUGCCGCCCCCUCCAAGCCUAUUCGCAUCGCACCCAUUCCCUUCUCCGUCCUCCUUCCCGCUCCAACCGCCCGGCGCCGAACACCUCGACAUUGUGCGCCAAGCAUUACAUUCCAAAAUCGCACAAUGGCAAGCCGAUCAGAUCGCCGCGGACUCCUCAACACCGCUUCAUGCGCGACCGUCGAACAGUAGCCCUCCGACACCUGGGGAUUUCCUUCGAUCAUUGGAUUUCCUCCCCCUCGAAACCCGCAACGACGCAUGGAAACUAGAACUCACGCGUGCAUUUGCCCGCGAGGCCGAGAAGCGCAAAAGUCUGGACGAGCAGCUCGUCCGCGUGCAGCAGGAGGCAAACCAACUGCGCGCGCAGGUCGAGCGUCUCGGGUCCUGCCAGUGGCCCCGCGAGUUUGCGCUCUUCCCACCAGAUACCCUCCCCCUACCCCGCGACGUGGCCCGGGAACUCGACGGGAAGGACAGCCACAUCAGCGCCGACUCCUCGAGGUGGGACUACGACAAUGUGGUUGCUAAGUGGCGGCGUGUCGUCAUGCACGACAAAGGCAUGGGCCGUAUCGGUGUCGGCUAUGCCAACAACAGUCCCCUGAUGGAUUCGGAUCAAAGCUUGCGCCAUAGCCCCGACGUCCGACCCUCGCGUCCCGGCGAAGACACCUCGGCUCAUCCGAAUCGCCUUCGCCCCUUACAGUCUGCCCCGGCUAUGAGUCCCGACCCUGCUACUGCGUCCACCCCUGCCUCCUCCACUCACUACGCCUCCCCUUACUCGCACGCCGAUCCUCGAAGUCCGCCGAGUGCGGGUGCCAGUGGUGCGCCCCAGGCUAAACGCCCGCGCUUGAUGAACGGCUCCGAGAGCCAGCCUGGUGCUUUGUCGGAUGCGGGCUCGGCCAAAUCCACCUGGCCUUCGUCCACACCCGCUCUGUCGAAUCUCACUGCGCCGUCUGGUCAGACACCGCCGUCUUCUGCUCGAAGGUAG